Molecule: messenger RNA, 690 nt
Organism: Trichosporon asahii var. asahii CBS 2479
Lineage: Eukaryota; Fungi; Basidiomycota; Tremellomycetes; Trichosporonales; Trichosporonaceae
Exons: 4
Coding region: 1-690 (229 amino acids)
Biological process (GO): purine nucleoside catabolic process
Molecular function (GO): zinc ion binding; guanosine deaminase activity
Source: RefSeq, a predicted model, not a curated record
AUGCUCGCUUCCGUCGUCGGUGCGGGCGUUGCGGGAGUCACUGCGCUCCUCGCAUACAGCGCCAUCAACGAUGCCUUUAAGGAGAAGGUCGACAGGGAGAUUGACCUUCAGUGGAUGCAGGCCUCGAUUGACGCUAUGCCGAAGUGUCACUACCUUGCCUAUGGAUCUGUCAUCGUGAACGCAACAAGCGGCGAGAAGAUCUGCGAGGGCUACAACCGUGAGAUGGAGACGGCCGACCCCACCGAGCACGGCGAGGUCGACGCCAUGCGCAACUGCGUCAAGAAGUACACCGACCUUGGAUGGACCUCGGAGCAGAUCAAGAACGACCUGUGGCCCAACAGCUGGAUCUACACGACUGCUGAGCCGUGCCCGAUGUGCGGCGCGGUCAUCCUGCAUUCCGGCUUUAAGCGUGUUAUUUUUGGUACUGACCAGCCGACGAUGCGGUACAUGGGCUGGAACGAGUACCUGGUGACUCUGCGUACUGACUGGCUGCGCCGCCUGGCCUUGAUCCAGCCCGGGUUCGGUAACGGACGCCCUGUGACGGACGUGCUGUCUGUUGGCUCUGAGCUGACGGACCCACUCCUGUGGUGGCAACACCACGCCAAGUACCCGUGCCCUGCUGGGUGCCAUCGCGAGGAGGGGGACAAGGUGAACGGAGUGCCUCUGUGCAAGCCUGACGCCGGGCAGUAG